This is a messenger RNA of Nestor notabilis (Kea), 2094 nucleotides long. It is a transcript of the gene RNF103, whose product is annotated as ring finger protein 103. The record is from RefSeq and is a predicted model, not a curated record. NCBI's taxonomy places the organism in Eukaryota, Metazoa, Chordata, Aves, Psittaciformes, Psittacidae. Bases 1 to 2094 code for a protein of 697 amino acids. Gene Ontology annotation, molecular function: ubiquitin-protein transferase activity. Gene Ontology annotation, biological process: protein ubiquitination. Gene Ontology annotation, cellular component: endoplasmic reticulum. The transcript has 5 exons.
AUGUCGUCUGCUGUGAUAAACAAGGAGGAAAGGAUCCACAUCCAUGUAGCUGGUCGCUGUUUGCAGCGGGGGCCAGCUUUUUCCCCAUGUAUUCCUCUCCCUGGAAUCCCGUUUGCUGAUUUUAUUACAGGUCUUGCCGCCGAGAUGGGUCCUGAGGAAGGCAGUGAUUUUAUAGCAGGAGGGAUGGGUACCGAGGGAUGUGGUGCUUUUGUAGAAGAGGAGCAGAAGUACGUCCUGCGUACAGAAAAUGGCUUGGGAAAAGGCAGGGAGGCGUUGGGAAGAGACCUCAUGGAAGGAGAGCUUUAUUCAGCUCUCAAGGAAGAAGAGGCUUCUGAAUCGGUUUCCAGUACAAACUUCAGUGGUGAAAUGCACUUCUAUGAGCUUGUAGAAGACACAAAAGAUGGGAUCUGGCUGGUUCAGGUCAUAGCAAAUGACAGAAGCCCACUGGUGGGUAAAGUCCACUGGGAGAAAAUGGUGAAGAAAGUAUCAAGAUUCGGCAUACGCACCGGCACUUUCAACUGUUCCAGUGACCCCAGGUACUGCAGGAGAAGGGGUUGGCUGAAAUCCACCCUCAUCAUGUCGGUGCCACAAACCAGUACCUCCAAGGGGAAAGUGAUGCUGAAGGAAUACAACGGGCGCAGGAUCGAGGUGGAGCACAUCUUCAAAUGGAUCACAGCCCACGCUGCUUCUCGGAUCAAAACCAUUUACAACUGGGAGCAUUUAAAAGAAGAAUGGAACAAAAGCGACCAGUACCGUGUGAAAAUAUACCUGUUUGCCAACCUGGACCAGCCCCCGGCGUUCUUCUCUGCACUCAGUGUAAAGUUUACUGGAAGAGUAGAGUUUAUUUUUGUGAACGUGGAAAACUGGGACAAUAAAAGUUCCAUGGCAGAAAUUGGUGUCUAUAAGACACCAUCCUACAUCCUUAGGACUCCCGAAGGGAUUUACAGGUAUGGCAAUAACACCGGUGAAUUCAUAUCACUACGUGCCAUGGAUUCCUUUUUGCGCUCGUUACAACCAGAAGUUAAUGAUUUGUUUGUUUUAAGCUUGGUUUUGGUUAAUCUGAUGGCUUGGAUGGACCUGUUUAUUACACAGGGAGCUACUAUAAAGCGUUUUGUGGUUCUUAUAAGCACUUUAGGGACGUAUAAUUCAUUAUUGAUUAUUUCCUGGCUGCCCGUGUUAGGUUUUCUGCAACUCCCCUACUUAGACAGCUUUUAUGAGUACAGCUUAAAACUCUUCAGGUACUCCAACACAACUACUUUGGCUUCUUGGGUAAGAGCAGAUUGGAUGUUCUACUCGUCGCAUCCAGCCCUCUUCCUCAGCACGUACCUUGGUCAUGGUUUACUAAUCGAUUACUUUGAGAAGAAAAGAAGACGCAGUAACAACACGGAUGAAGUAAACGCUAAUAAUCUGGAGUGGCUGUCGAGCCUGUGGGACUGGUACACCAGCUACUUGUUUCAUCCCAUUGCUUCUUUUCAACACUUUCCCUUUGAUUCGGAUUGGGAUGAAGACCCGGAUUUGUUCCUGGAGCGGUUGGCCUUCCCCGACCUCUGGCUUCACCCUCUGAUACCAACCGAUUACAUAAAGAACUUACCAAUGUGGAGGUUUAAAUGCCUCGGGGUCCAUUCCGACGAGGAAACCUUCCAAGACAGCGAAAGUGACUCUGACAGUGAAAACAAAGAGGUCUUCAGUAGUGAAAAGGAAGUCUCGGAGGACGAGGAGGUAAACACGUUCCACAGGGAGGGAGAGCCUGACGUGGAGCCCUGUUUGUGUGCCAAUAAGUAUUGUCACCACGAGCCAUACGAUGGGAAAGCGAGGUCCUACGGCUCGUCCAGCACCGCGGGUGACACGGAGCCGGACUGGUCAGCCUGGCCCACCGAGAUGUUGCACUGUACAGAAUGCGUGGUGUGUCUGGAAAAUUUUGCAGAUGGGUGUUUGCUGAUGGGCCUGCCCUGCGGCCACGUGUUCCACCAGAAUUGCUUCGUGUGUUGCCGGGGGGGGGCCAGACCCUGCUGCCCCGUCUGCAGGUGGGCUUCCUACAAAACCAAGCAGCCAUACACACACCCGCCGCCUUUGGCGAGCGACACCCCAUCUUAG